AUGGCAACAAUCGCAUUCCCUGACGACUCAAAGGUGGUAAAAUUACCUUCAGGCGCAAAUUACAGUUACGCCCACAUUCCAGCUAAGGCUCAAAACCCCACAGUCCUCUUCCUUCAUGGCUUCCCUUCCAGCAGCUUCGACUGGCGCCAUCAAGUCACGUAUUUCUCCUCCCACGGAUUUGGUGUGAUUGCUCCUGAUCUGCUUGCAUAUGGGGAAACUGAGAAACCCACCACUCUCGCCGAUUAUCGCGGCAAGAAGAUGGCAGCGGAGAUCAACGAGCUUCUCGAUCACGUGGAAGUCAGCAAAGUCCAUGGAGUUGGUCAUGAUUGGGGCAGCUUCAUGCUUUCUAGAUUCGCAAACUACUACCCUGAGCGAUUUUUUAGCUGCUCAUUCCUUGCCGUACCAUAUAUAGCCCCAGGGCGAAGUAUGAGCGCCGAUCCUAUCAAUGUAUUAACCAAGCAGAAGCUGGGCUACGAAAUGUAUGGCUAUCGGAAGUUUUUUGAGAAGGAAGAUGCUGCUCAGAUAUUGAAAGCACAUAUUGAGUCCUUUCUGUCGCUUUUGUAUCCAGCAGAACCUUCUAUUUGGAGGGAGCACAUCGCCCCACUCGGGGCGGUCGAAGCUUUCGCAACAAGUGAUCGGAUAGAAAAGAGAGGUGCAUAUGUGACUGAUGAGGAAAUGGCCACGCACCGCAGAAUCAUGAAGGAUGACUACGGUCCUGCAAUGAACUGGUACAAAUGCGCAGGUCAAGACCUUAAUCUCCCAGAUGAGCAAAAUGGACAGCCAGAUCCAAAAUUGGACAUGCCUGCCCUCAUGAUCGUGGCGAAAGAGGAUCCUCUUUCCAAUGCCUUGGCUAUCAAUGCGAUGAGGGAGCAUGUAACGAACUUGAAAGUUGUGGAAUACAAGAGUGGGCAUUGGGUACAAAUAGAGAAGAAAGAUGAGGUGAAUAGUACGCUGGAGGAGUUUUUCAGAAGCCUUUGA
Molecule: messenger RNA, 978 nt
Organism: Mollisia scopiformis
Lineage: Eukaryota; Fungi; Ascomycota; Leotiomycetes; Helotiales; Mollisiaceae
Product: putative epoxide hydrolase
Exons: 3
Coding region: 1-978 (325 amino acids)
Molecular function (GO): catalytic activity
Source: RefSeq, a predicted model, not a curated record